Messenger RNA from Leishmania mexicana MHOM/GT/2001/U1103, 3522 nucleotides. RefSeq lists its product as hypothetical. Lineage: Eukaryota; Euglenozoa; Kinetoplastea; Trypanosomatida; Trypanosomatidae. Bases 1 to 3522 code for a protein of 1173 amino acids. The record is from RefSeq and is a predicted model, not a curated record. The transcript has a single exon.
AUGGCCCAUGUGUACCUCCUCGAUGUGAGCUACCUCGCCCCGUUUGAAGCGUGCUUGCCACGGGGUUCGUCUGAGCCGCCGCUCUCGUGGCGUUGUGCGGCGGAGCUGGCUCAAUGGACCUCCGUAGCGGCGGUUGGGGACGCUUGGAUAGCGGCGUGCGCAGAGGCAACAACGGCCACGACGGUGACGGGAACGUCGGCGCACGAAACACCUCUUACCUCUGACGUCGCAUCAUGCAAGCAGGGCAGGGAAGGCUACAUGCGGCUCGGCGAUGACGAUGACGGUGAUCAGGCUAAGGCUGCCGCAUGGUCCACCGUCACCCCAAUGGAAGUCGGCGCGCCAAGCCGCCACAUGUACGUCAUUCACACUUUCCCUUCAGCAAUUGUUAUCCAGAACAAGUACUUCAGCACAACGCUGACCCUCGUGACGGGGGCGCCGCUGCGCCCUCCCUCGGGCCACGGGCACGAUCGCGCCUCUCCGUCGGAUCAGCGCGACAUCACAGCUGAUCUCAUGCGCAUGUGUGCUAGUGGCAAGAGUAGCAGCGGCCCAUCCGUCUCUCGUGUCGGCGAUGGCGGUUGCUAUGGUGGAGUGCUACUUGCGCACAUUACCCAAGACCCAGCGGGCGUUCCGUGGCACGCCUUUCCACAAAGCGGGUGUCUCUUCCACGCCAUCAUGGUUUUUCACAGCAGCGAGACAGACGUGGACAUGGGCGAAGUAGCAGCAGCGGCGCCAGAGUCCCUGGCCGCCAUGAAGGCCCGACAGAGCAGACAGGACGCCGACGUGUUCUGCAGUCCUCUCAAAGACGCUACCAUGCCCACGGAUGACACUCUUGAUGCGCCGACGUCAUUGCUGCAGCUGAAGGCGCGCUGGAAGUACCUCGCAGCGGAGAAUGGGUACGAGUGCAUCUUUCACACCACGGGAUGUCCUCCGCGUGCGGCGGCACAUACGGCGGCGUCCAUGGAGAGCGGCGGGCAUGCACUCGGCAGCCCAGCGGAAGACGUUCAGUUGGAGUGCGUUAGCGCCGAUUCUGGCCGCCGCGGCUUGCUCGAAGCGCCACUUGCUGGAUCGAAUCGGCUCUACCAAAUCCUGUGUAAUACGCUGUGGCCGGCUGGCGUCCGUCAUGCAGCUGCCGCGACGUCGGGUGCACGGAGCGACGGUCACGGUGAGCAGGAGGACAGCGCCGUCACGCAGGCACCAAAGCCACUGAAGCCGCGCUCUGGGAACGCGUUUCUGGUGGUGGGCGACGACGAGGAUGCGAUGUGGCGUCUCUUCCAGCAGCAAGAGGACGGGUGCGCGCAUGUGCCGCGCCGUCUUUUUCGUUUCUUCACCGCCGUCGUUAGCUCGCCUGCUGACCCGACUGAGGCACCUCGAACGGCCGAGGGUAAGCUCGCCGCCGCCGCGGCACGACGCACCCGCGUCGCUCUUGUGAACCGGUACUACGCGGCAGUAGUGCAGCCGUGGCUGGUCCAGAUCGCCUUCUUCGACGCUCGUAUGCAGGAGCUGCUGGACCGAUACUGGGAGCAGCACAUGACAGCUGAGGACGGUAGCGAUGGCCUCUGCCCCGAUGCGCCAGCGGUGGUUUUGUGGCCGCCAAACUCUUCGGCGUCAUGCGCUGCCCGUGCUGAGAGCGAGACUUGGGACGCGGCAGCCAUCCGUGCCGACCCCGACGGCGAAGACGUGCGGGCUUCGUAUCCGCCGCUAGAGGUCGUUCUCGACUCUCUUGCACGUCGUGCCUGCCGCGAUGUCGUGGUCGUGGUGAGCAAGCGCGGAGGCGGCGCCGUUCCCAGCGGGCUCACAGAGUACGAGGCGCUGCUGUGUAUGGAGCGGAACGUCGAGGUGGUGCAGCUGGAGCCAGCGCGCUUCAAGGCGGCAUCGGCUGACACGAUGGAGACGAGCGUCGCUGAUCUGCCAAUGCCUGUAAAUCGAGACGAGGACGACACACAGGCCACACGCGGCGUGGACCGGCUGCACGAGGCGCUGCACUGUGUGCAGUGGGGGCAGACGCACCUCAUGAAGUGCGCAGCGUCCCCGAGAACGUGCCUCGCGGACCGCGGCAAUAACUCGUGUCUUUUACUGGCCUGCGGGCAGACUCCGUUCGAAGAAGAGGCGUGGGUGCGCGACCUACUCGCAGCCUUAAGCGCGGCACCGUCUAGCACACGCAGCAAGAGCGCAACUCCAUCUUCCGAAGAUUACCUGCGUCUCGCUGCCCCUACCGUUGCAGCGGCUCUUGCGGCUGGACACAGUGACGACAGCGCGGACCUCGGAGAACACCCAGCCGGGGCAGCUGUUGGGGUCGACAUCUCUACCCCAUACUUCAAUGCGCGUAUUGAGGUGCAGGUCGAGGGUGGUCUACACUCAUACUACGCGGCACCACCGACACAACGCGCGGGUACGCAGACGAUGCCGUCUGGGUGGGAAAACGCACACGAUGCCUAUGUGGUCGUCACAACCCUGUGCGCUCUCCAAGAAGCGGCGCGCGAGAUCGCUGGGUCCACCAGGCAUACGACGCUCCAUAAUCCCAGCACCCGCGAGGCUGUCAGUGGACCGCACGGCGCCCUGGGCAUGGUUAUCCGAACCCUUGCUCGGCGGCAGAGGGAGAUAUGGAUGGCGGAGCAGAUCGACGCCUACGUGGCGCACCAGACUAGCCAGAAGGCGUCCGACGCGGCUGCUGACUCACCGCUUGUCCUGCUGUACAUCACGGACGUAUCGGCAGCGGAUUUGACGCGUGCGGAGCUGGUGGAGCAGCUGGUCUGUGCACUCGCACGCCCCACCGCAGCGCCUGCUGCAGCUUCCCUGGGCGAGAACGGCAGCGACAGCGCCGAAGAUGCCGAUGGCUACGUGCCCAUCGAGCUGGUGUUCGCGAGUGAGCCUGUGAGCGUGACAACCGGCGCCGCUACGGCAGGCCGCUACGACGGUCUCGUUGUGGACGGCACCGCGCGUGUGCGCGAAGCGUUUGAACAGCAUCUGUGGCCGCAUCGGCAGUCACUGUCACACUACCACCGCCGCGUCAGCAACAUCCGUCCCACAACCCAUGCUAGAGAGGAAGCUGCAAGUCUGCGGGGCUCCGUCGAGGCUGCCUCUGCCACCACCGCUGACGUUUUUGCCAGCGAAGUAACGUGUGCGUCGCCUCCUCCGGUGGCAGCAGCAGCAGCAGUGCCUGCCACAAGAGCGAGCGCUACCGUACCCAGAGAAACGGUGACGGUUGAUUCCUCAUGGGUUGCACCGGUCAUCGGCUGCGCCCUACCGAACGGCUACCUUGUCGACCCCGAGACACUGCGAAGCGUACCGGUGAGGGUCGUGCGAGACGCCCCAUGGAACACAGCGAAGAUCGCAGACGUCGAGGGCAGACAGGGCUGUGGUGACGCAUCAGCUCAGCAUCACAAGCCUCGGCCGACAACCCACAAUGCUGAGGAGCUCAUGCAAUGGAUGGAGAAGAUGAAGCGCUACGGUCACCGCCUCGGCGAGGCGCUGCGCAAGGAGCAGGCGGAAGUACUUGCCCUUGCCCUUGAGAAGACCCUGUAG